UUAUUUAUCGUAUGUUGACGUUUCUCAAACUUUCGAUUUUGCAACUUGUUAAGUGCUUGCCUUAUUAUCUAAUGAGAUUAAUUCCGUUCAUGUGAUACGGUCCUGCAUGUUUGAUAUCAGCGACUUAUGUUUUAAACGCUCGAAAUUCCUAAGGUCAAUGUAAAGACAAAGUGAUGGUAUGAAUUGAUCGACCUUGUUUGUACCCUGAAAUGGUUUCAACUUUCGAGCUACUUUCGACUGAUUUAUCGAAAUAGUGGAGUUGAAUAACUCGGACCAGGCGUAGGUUGAACUUUGCACCCGAAGGGUCAUUUUCGGUUAAACAUUCUAGAAGUAAUUUUGAUACAGUGUCGGUGCCAGUUGCAGGAUUACCAUGGACCCAUUCAGAAAGAAUUCUCAACCGAUAACUCCAUUCAUUACAAGACCCUGGAUGAACAAGAAUGGGGCUGCUGCAGCAGCUUCUUCCGGUUCAUUGGGGCUCAAAGGAAUAAUAGCAGGUGGCAUUACUGGGGGUAUUGAAAUUUGCAUAACAUUCCCAACAGAAUAUGUUAAAACACAGUUACAAUUAGACGAAAAGGGGGCACAGAAGCAGUACACGGGCAUAGCGGAUUGUGUGAAAAAAACGGUGAAGAGCCAUGGUGUUUUUGGGCUUUACAGGGGGUUGAGUGUUUUGGUUUACGGAUCUAUCCCAAAAAGUGCGGUAAGGUUCGGAAGUUUUGAAUUCUUCAAAAACCAACUUGCCGAUGAAAACCACGAACUGGGUCCGAUUAACAGGCUGCUAUGUGGUCUUGGGGCUGGUGUGGCCGAGGCCAUUUUCGCUGUUACCCCAAUGGAGACUGUGAAGGUGAAAUUCAUCAACGACCAACGAAGUGCCAAACCUAGGUUUAAGGGAUUUGUUCAUGGCGUCGGUAUUAUUGUGAAAGAACAUGGUAUCAGCGGUGUGUAUAAGGGUUUGUCUGCGACAAUAAUGAAACAGGGUUCGAAUCAAGCCAUCAGAUUUUACGUGAUGGAAACGAUGAAACAAUGGUAUAAGGGCGAUGAUAAAAAUAAGAAGAUACCAAAGAUGGUUGUCGGAGGUUUUGGUGCUAUUGCAGGUGCUGCUUCAGUAUUCGGUAACACCCCCUUGGAUGUCGUUAAAACUAGAAUGCAAGGGUUGGAAGCUUCAAAGUACAAAAACACGUUAGACUGCGCCCUAAAAAUUUGGAGACAAGAGGGGCCUAUGGCAUUUUACAAAGGCACCGUACCUAGAUUAAGUAGAGUGUGUCUGGACGUUGCCAUAACCUUCAUGAUCUACGAUAGCUUUAUGGAAUUAUUCAACAAAGUUUGGAAGUAGGACUAGACUGAGAAAACGUCUGUUGUUUAUUCGCAUCGAUGUUUUAUUCAUGUCCAUAAAUGCUUGUCAAUUCAAGGUAACAGUUGGUAAAAUUUGACAUUUAUUAUUUGACAGGUGUUAGGUUACGCUGAUUUGGGGUUAGGUUAUGAUCUAAUGCUGAAUUCUUAAGUUAUUGCUUUUUAAAAUUCAACGAGUUCUUGUGAUAGAAGAGCAUAUUCCAUUAGAUUGUAUCGACGAUUGUUGCAUUUAACGGCUCAGGUUUUGAGUUUACGGCAUUUCGAGAGAACGUACAGUCGUGCAUUUCGUUUAUUUUUUAGGUCAGAGGUUAGAUUAUUUUUAUUAACGCCAUAUUUUUCUACCGAUUGUAAAUGUUAGAGGGUGAAUUUGUCCUAGUCAAGUUCUAAAAUGAGGGUUGAAAGUGAAUCUCCGAUUUUGGAAUUGUCCUUCUUGCGUCUUAAUUGUUACGGUUCAAAAUUGUUUUCAAAUUUUAUCUUUAUAGAUUAUAUGUAUACUCAACCAGAGGUAUUUUGUUAUAUUUGAAUAUUGUUUUUGUACGUUGCGUUUUGGAGAUUAUAUUCUCUAAUGAGCUUGUAUUUUAUGUUAGUAAAGUUUUUAGAAACAUUA
Messenger RNA from Coccinella septempunctata (seven-spotted ladybird), 1954 nucleotides. It is a transcript of the gene sea, whose product is annotated as putative tricarboxylate transport protein, mitochondrial. The record is from RefSeq and is a predicted model, not a curated record. The coding region runs from base 371 to 1330 and encodes 319 amino acids. Gene Ontology annotation, biological process: mitochondrial citrate transmembrane transport. NCBI's taxonomy places the organism in Eukaryota, Metazoa, Arthropoda, Insecta, Coleoptera, Coccinellidae. The transcript is spliced from 6 exons.